Messenger RNA from Sodiomyces alkalinus F11, 3164 nucleotides. RefSeq lists its product as hypothetical. Bases 187 to 3090 code for a protein of 967 amino acids. Gene Ontology annotation, biological process: nuclear-transcribed mRNA catabolic process, nonsense-mediated decay. Gene Ontology annotation, molecular function: telomeric repeat DNA binding; telomerase RNA binding; protein binding. The record is from RefSeq and is a predicted model, not a curated record. Gene Ontology annotation, cellular component: telomerase holoenzyme complex. The transcript has 4 exons. Lineage: Eukaryota; Fungi; Ascomycota; Sordariomycetes; Glomerellales; Plectosphaerellaceae.
GCCUAGUACAUCCUUUUGCUCGACUCCUGCAGCGUCAGCGUCCCCUGCAGCCCCCCCGUUUUCGACUGCCUUUGGGCAAUCCCCGAUCCCACCGUCCGCCGCUGGAGGCGACACCGACAAACAACGACUCGACAUCUCUCGGCCUGACCAAGCGCGCCGCCAUAAAAAGCUACGGGGAGAGUCAUUAUGGCUGAACAGGCGAACGCGGCUCUGCAAGCCGAGAAUGCGCCUGCGGCUAAGCAUUACUGGGGCAAAGCCCAGAAGUGUCGCAAGGCCCUGCUCAGGGAAUUGGAAAGCCUUCGUGAGGACAAGAAUGUUAGUGGUCUUGGGCGCUACGAACAGCUGGAAAAGUUCAUCGCCGAAUUCCGCCUCGGCUGUGUCCAGACCAUCUUCCUCAACUACGAGUAUUCUGUCAAAGAAGGCGUAGAAGAUACUUUGUGGCAGGCGCACAGCCUCGUCCACGCAGAGUACCGAAACACUCUCGAACGUGUCCGAAGUAUCCCCCAACUCGCCGUCUUCAAGAAUAAGCUGGAGAAGUCGUACCUGGACUUCCUCAAGGUCUCGCAACGCUUCUAUGAAGGGUUUGUCCAACGUCUGGCGACCAUUUACGAUGUCCCGGAGCUUCGCCUGGCGUCGAAAAGUAUCGACUCGAGAGAACUAGCAGAGAAGAACCCUGUCCGAGAUGUCUCCGAGUCCACCCGCCAGUCCCUUGUUCUCUCCUGCUCCAUGACGCUCAUCCAUAUUGGCGACCUUCUCCGAUAUCGCUGCCAGGCGCGGCAUCACAAGAAGCGCAGCUAUCGGUCUGCCCUGACGUAUUACAGUCUCUCGCACGACCUGAACCCUGGUUCGGGCCACGCCCACCACCAGAUGGCGAUUGUGUACCUGGACGAGAAGAAGCAUUUCGAAAUCGUCUACCAUUUCUUCAUGUCCCUGGCCGUUGCGCAACCUCACCCGAGAGCACUACGGAACCUCGAGUCUGAGCUUAAGUCGCUCCUUGCCGCUUCUGGCGCAUCGACCUCGACGUCUCGCCGCUCAGGGCCGCCGAACAUCCACGAACCGUUUAUGAAUUGGUUCGUCCGGCUUCAUGCUUUUUUCCAUCAAGGGGAGAAGUUUUCGCAGCAAGGGGAGCUCGAAAACGAGGUCCUUCACCGACUGGACAUGUCCGUCAGAGCGCCAGAUACGACAGCCAUGCUUAUGAAGAUGGUGUUGGUCAAUAUAGCUGCCUAUUACGUGGCUAAGAGCAGGCUCAGUGGAACGGGCCCUGCUGCUAAGUACACUGCCAUGCUCCUUCGAUUCAACGUUCUCUUCUUCAGGACGCUGGCACGCGCCCUUUUGAACGAAUUAAAAACCCUCCAAGAACAGCGCGUGGAGUGGGACGAGACCAAUAAAAACGACGACACCUCGGUUGCGACCGAGGGACGUCCGAACUCAACUCCUGCCCAGCUUAGGCUUCUCCCUCUUGUUCGCCUUUACGCUUCUUGGCUUGUCGGUCACAGGUCGGAUGUCGGUGCUGCGGCAGCAGAAGACACCAAGCUUGUCGUGCAAGAGCAGGGUAAAACAUUUGCCGCAUGCCUCACGUUGCUCGUCGAGGCCUAUGCUUCCGAGGCCCUUAAGAUCGCGCCUUACCUGUUACCUGAAGACCAUAUGGCACUCGGUUUACUGCCUCUGAACUCGCCUGCACUUCCAGACUCAUGUCGACUCUCGUACGAUCAGGAAAAAGGAAGGGAGAAACCCGUUUGCGACCUCUACACCGAUAAGCGCUCUGAGGGCUUUGCGGAUUCCGUCGCCCGAGUAUUAGAUAUCAUGCACUGCGGGUAUUUCUUGAGCGGAGACCCGACGUUGCCCUUCGCUCUGGAUGAAUCCAACUUGGAGUUCACUUACCAGACGGAAUCUCCGGUACCUCAGCUUGUAACGACCCCAAGGUUGGAGAACACUAACCUAAACCAUACACCCAAGGCUCAGGCGGCCCGGCCGGGGACUCGCGACGAACACCGCAGUCCCAGAGCUGGCCGCGCUGGUGGCCCUCACACUGUUCCUGCCGCUCACGAGGACCUCGUUUCCGGUGGAGAAACCGCCCACGAGGCAGCGCUCUCCCCGAACAGGAGCCUUAGGUCUUCAUCCACGGGUCCCGUAGCUCAGGGCUUUGAUUCUCUCCCAUCGGGAGAAGCCCUGCCUCGGACCACCGUAUCUCAGGACGGGAUGGACUACGACUUUACGGAGAACACCGCGGUCAUGAACAUGGUUCACGAAUUUCUUACCCCACCAGUGGCGCGUUCGAACCAGCCCCAAGGACGGUCGGCUCAAGGCCGCGAGGAUACCUCAUACGGCAUGCAUUCCACCACUGCCAACGAAGUCUUCGGUACCUUGCCGGCUAGGAAUACACCGACGCUGGGAUCCCCCAGUGCGUUCCCCGGUUUGCCCUGGGGAAUGGUGUACACACCUACUCCCAACCGCUCAAUGGCAGAGCGCUCUCCGUCUACAAGUUCGGCCUACAUGGCUGCGGCUGCCCAGAAUGCUUCCAGGGUGAACGCCGCCUCUUCUGAUGUGUCAAAUCGGCAAGGUCCGGCAGCUCCCUUCUUUCCGGCUCCUUCGAGCACCUCUCAGCAGUAUCCCCAGUAUACGACCGCGUACUCUGCCGACGACCUUUUGGAUGCCCACCGGGCGCAGCUUCUCCAGGCGUUCGGUGGCAGAGCGUCUAGAUCCCGUCCGACUAGCCGGGACUAUUCGGCCUCUGGCCACGACCCCGGCCGUUCAUCCCAGGCCGCACCGGCCACAGGAAAUCAGGAGGAGCUUGCUCCACGGCAUGUUCUUCCCGAGAGCGGCUACCUCGCUUCCUCCACUACUUCGGCCUUUUCGCACCCCAGUAGCCUUUUCCAAGGCACCCCUUAUGACGGACAAGUGAAUCCGUACGGGGUACCCAUGCACAACGCCUAUCAAGGCGCCGAGUACCCUUCGCGCGGCGAUGCUCUUGCCUAUGACGCGACGUCCACCAACGGGGGUUACGUGAACAGCUACGGCGGCCAGGUUCUUCCCCAGGCGUCCAGAGACGAUAAUCUCCAGAGGCAGCGGACCAUGCAUAGCAUUCCGUAGGACUAGCAGGGUUGCAUUGAAUUUGCUGCGCUACCCUGUCCCUAUAUUGGCUCGGAGCUGUGUAUCAUGCCUUG